AUGGGCAAUGACGUUUUCGCCCUUGUCAUCGGAAUCAACGACUAUUUUGCGAAAGAUGAUUUUGUAGCUCUGCAAGGGGCGGUCAACGACUCUCGAGCGUUUGUCAAGUUCCUCCUCGACCCAGUCGAGCAACACGGGCUCGGCGCGUCUCCCGAGAAUAUCGUGCAGCUAGAAAACGAGAAAGCGACUAGACAGGGCAUACUUUCUGCAUUCGAAACCCAUUUCCUCAACAACGAGAAGAUCCCUGACCAUGGCGAUGCCACAAUGAUUCUCUUUUUCGCUGGUCACGGCGCACGGAUGUCAGUGCAGGGCACGGCGAUCGAGGUGUUAUGUCCCGUGGACGAGCGCACGGUAGAUGUGGCGGGGAGCACAGUCUAUGCGAUUCCGGAUUAUGUUUUGGGUUGGUUAUUGGCGGAGCUGGAAAGGAAGAAGGGCCCCAAUAUCACCGUUAUUCUCGACUCCUGUCACUCCGGCGGCAUGAAUCGACGCGAAGAUGACUUAGGUCUGGUUCGGGCUGCGUCGUCUCCUUCUGAAGAGGUCCCUGCAACUCUGGAUGCACAUUUCUGGCCCAACGGGAGAGCUGCGACAAAGAACUACAGAUUAUGGGCUCCCACCUCCUCGUCUCACAUUCUCCUUGCUGCUUGUCGUCAGGAAGAGCAAGCUCGCGAGGGUUGGUCGACAGAUGGCUUGAUGCAUGGAAGGUUCACUGCAAAACUCCUCAGCAGACUACGGGGCCUUCCAUUACACCAUACAACAUACGAGGAACUUAUCGCUUAUCUUCCACGUCUACCUGACCAAACGCCACACUGCGGAGGACAACGACGGCAUAGUUUGGUUUUCGAUGGCUUUUUUUCAUUCCCUGGAAGUGAAUCUUGGAGCUUCCGACGAGUUUCUAUCGAGGGUACCCAAUUCGAAAACUAUCCCAGCUGGGUGAUAAAUGCUGGAACUGUGGAGGGUGUGGUCCCUGGGACAGAAUUUAGUGUCCGCCUCCCUGAUUCCAAGUCUACUGUUUUCUGCACCUUGGUCGCACGGACCGUGCAAAUCAAUCACACCAUCGUCAUUCCCGACAUUACUUCCCGAGCGGACCAGACUUGGAAGAACAUAGUUCCCGGCUCUCGUGCAGUCAUCUCCAACUGGAAAAACUCGUCUAUAAUUUCUCACGUUUUCGUCUCAUCGACGUUCCAAUACACGAAUCAUUUGUUUCCUUCAAACCUCCAACGACAUCAAGCAGGGAUGCUGUUUGUUCAAGCCGCAACAGAGAACGGGGCUGAUAUUUCACUUUCUAACGAAGAUAAUGAGCUCGUCAUUCAAUGGCAUACCCAGAAAAAGCUUGGAAAAGUACGACCUGAAACCCGCCUCAAGCUUGAAGCGAAGCAAAUUGAGAACCUGCCACUUAUCAUCGACGGCCUGGUCCGCUUCUGUUAUUUCCUUGAACGGGAGAACGAAGCUUGGCUCAUGACCGGCGUGUCGCUCGAGAUGCAUCGUGUGGAUGGGUUGCCACCGAUCAGCAAACCGGAUUCUAAGUUCGGGAUCAACGGCAAUUUGGUGGAGAAUGGGGUCGUCCAGCUCGUUUCGCAAGAUGAUGCUUAUUACGGAUUCACGGUCCGAAACGAGAGCGGGCAUGACCUGUUCCCGUAUAUGUUCUUCUUCGACCCCGUUCGGUACACGAUCGACCUAUGGUACGAGCCUCCCGACGGCCGCGUGCUUUCCCCGCUGCGGGCCGGCAGCACACUCACCGUCGGUAUGGGCACGGAAGAUGGCAUCGAGUUCUUCCUGGAACCGGACGAGACAACAAGCUCGGGGUUCGUUAAACUCUUUUUCGCCACGAGUAGCCUUGAGCUGGGCUGGAUCGCUCAAGCUCAGUCGCCGCUGGACCCGAGCUUUGUAGACCGGAACCGAAGUGACACGGACGAAGUUAUUGACGAUAAAACACAGGGGGCGCAGCAGUGGGGUGCGCUGGAUGUGUUGGUGACUAUGAUACAAGCAUGA
Molecule: messenger RNA, 1989 nt
Organism: Mycena indigotica
Lineage: Eukaryota; Fungi; Basidiomycota; Agaricomycetes; Agaricales; Mycenaceae
Exons: 4
Coding region: 1-1989 (662 amino acids)
Biological process (GO): proteolysis
Molecular function (GO): cysteine-type endopeptidase activity
Source: RefSeq, a predicted model, not a curated record